GUUGUCCGCAGCAUCCGGCUAGAGGUGGGGUGAGUUCGGUCGAUUUUCGUACGUUUCGCAAAACGCAAGAUGUAGAGGGCGUUCUCGUAGAUAUUCCAACGUUGAAAAGGACGACUGUAGUGGCGAUGCUCGCAGCGAGGGUCAGUGAGAAAAGCGAGCGAGAGAGCGAGGAUCAGUGUGGUGCUCGCGGCUAUCAGUGGGCUGCCAGUGGUUGCCCUGGGCACCACCUGCGCGGAUGGAGCCUACUCGUGUACCCAGGGGCCCUGGUCCGCGUCUCGUUUUUCUCUUUGCCACGCUCGUUCUUACCUUUGCAGCAACCGGUUUGUUGUGUGGAGCAAUAAUGACCGAUCAUUGGGAGGAGGUUGGCUGGGAUAAAGAAGCCCUCAUUCAUGCCAAUGUUAGUCUCACAUGGUUGGAUGAUCAAGUGGCAAUGUUAGAGACACCACCUGCUCACAGAAAUCAUCAUCGUGGUAGACGUGGCUCUUUCUUGGUACCCAUGCACGGUGGAAUCUGGACAAUGUGCGUCUCGUUAUCGGACGACGAAAUACGACUACUGGGUCAGGUGGGCUUUCCGCAAGAGAGAUGCAUUAACUACUUGACACCCGACGAGGCACACGAAGAAAUCCGCGUUGCGUGGCAGAAUCGGAUGCAGAAUUUAAGUAUUUCUUGCUCCCUCGUUUGUCUGAUAAUCCUCGGCACCGCCGUGCUAAUAGGAUUUUUUGGCUUGUGCAGACAUCAAAUAUCGGCCGUUCUUGUUACAGGAGUGAUGUAUUUAUUGGCAGCGACAUUUGCGCUCUUCACGUUGACCAUCAUCCACUUCAAGAGAGCUCAAGACCGAGGUAUUCGUAUAAUUAAUGGUCCGGAAGAUGGCGUGAUAGGCGGACCAGUGUCACGUGCCAUUCUAAAAGCACGUCGUUUUACGACCUCUUGGAGCAUGGAUUUCGGAUGGGGUGGUGUAACCCUGUGCGCUCUCGCCUCGGUAGCUUGGAUUUUGCUUAGCAAGAUAAUGCGUUUUAGUCCAAUCGCAGCCAUGAUCGCGUAGCAGUGGGAGGCCUUCGAGGUCUAAGGUCAUUUUGCGACUGGUGUCUAUUGCGAUAGAGGAUUUCUGAAGUAAGAUGAGAAGAACAAGGGGAGAGAGAAAAAGAGAGAGAGAAAGAGAGAGAGAGAGAGAGAGAGAGAGAGAAAAACUAACCUUUCUCAAGAUACAUCGAAGCCAAGAAGAGGAAUAAAGAUCGUACGUACGUGCGUCUCUUUUUACGCGUGAUUUGAAAUCACACGUAAUUGGAUGUGAUAAAAAAAAUAUACGCGAGAUACGAUAGUGUAAUACUAGAGAUCGAUGAUGUGUCGGUAUAAAAAUAUCAUUCCAUUGCACUUCCAGGGUAUAUAGGUUAUAUUAUUGAACCUCGGAGUGUAACUACGAUCUAAUGAUUUGAUAAGGAUUUAAAUACGAAUCGUCCGAUGAAGUUCUGCAGUAAGUCGAUGACCGAUCAUUUUUAUAAACAUUAUAUAUUUAAUACGGAAUAUCGGCGUGCUGCUGUACUUUUAUCAUUUUAGAAAGCUUUUGCAUUUGAUGGCGAUGUAAAUGUUUGUAAAUGUCGCGAAAGAUACGCACGUAAUUAUGAUCAUAUUUAUAAAGUUUCGAUCUUUACAGUAUCAGAAAGUCACGUUGGCAUCCGUUUUGAAAAAUCUCUAUCGAGCAUGAAUAUUCAAUGAAAUUGACCAUCUCGAAGGCACUAUAAAUUUCUCUAUACAAAAGAAUAUUAGUUUAUGUACGCUUCGUACACUUUUUACUUAAGUUUCAUCUUUACGAAACACAUGACAGAAUAGUUUCUGGCAGGCAGUUAGAUAAUAUUCUAAAUACAAUAUUUUGUACCGGUUAAUGAGAAUCCCAAUCAUUCUAGAUAGCUUAUUUUGACAUGAGUAAAUACUGAUUGGAAGGAUUAGUUUUAUGUAGGUAUUUUUAGAGAUCAAACUUAAUUUUUAUUCUCGUUACUAUGCCUAUGUAUAUUUUUAUUAAAAGUCUCAUUCUUAAGAGUAUUUGACAUUCAGGGUAGGGUAUCAGACUGAAAGAACAAACAGUAUUUGCCCUUGUAUUUUAGCUUUUGUUUACAGUCGAAUUAUGUCAUAUUGCAAGAAACAGCUACUUAACCGAUCAAAAUUUGAGAACAAUUAAUACAGAUAAAUUAAAUGAAAAUCUAUCAUUUAAUGAAGCUUGAAAAGUUAAAAAUACAGUAACUGUUUCUGGUAAUUUGGCUUUAGUCAAUUAAAA
Molecule: messenger RNA, 2269 nt
Organism: Vespa velutina
Lineage: Eukaryota; Metazoa; Arthropoda; Insecta; Hymenoptera; Vespidae
Exons: 5
Coding region: 236-1042 (268 amino acids)
Source: RefSeq, a predicted model, not a curated record